Aspergillus alliaceus is the source of this 729-nucleotide messenger RNA. RefSeq lists its product as uncharacterized. The coding region runs from base 171 to 677 and encodes 168 amino acids. The transcript has a single exon. NCBI's taxonomy places the organism in Eukaryota, Fungi, Ascomycota, Eurotiomycetes, Eurotiales, Aspergillaceae. The record is from RefSeq and is a predicted model, not a curated record.
AAACGAUGCAACAUCAAAUGACAGGGAUAAUCAACCACGUGAUAGUGCCUGACAUAAAAAAGGUCGCGUUUCUCUCAUCAUCAUCAUCAUCCUUCAAUUUACCUCGACUUUCUCACAUCUCCUUCACACCCCAAAGCACGGUUUCCAACACAUGAACCAUUUUGGAACUAAUGUCCUCGGACUGCGAUGAUUGUACCUUCGGCCAGUAUGUGGUCUACUGGCUGGUCUAUUAUAGCUGGCACUGGAUCCUACUCUGGAUCUACGCAGGCUGGUGGGACGACUCGAGGAUCCCUCGCCAUUUAUCACUAGAGCCUCCACCAAACGCAAUAUCCUGGCUGGAAAAGAAAGGACAUCUGCAUUCGAAGAAAGAUGCUCGCCGUCUUUUCAUCAAACACCUCAUUCUUUUGGCUUUAGAACCAGUAGAAGGAUACUGGAUAUUGACAGAAUGGUACCGAGCAUGGUUACCGGGAUGGACAAUGAAAGCCCCAGAUCCCCAUGACAUUGGGUUAAAUUUCGCUCGAUAUAUAUGUUUGGUUGCCUUUCCGGUAGGGCUGGUUGUGUUUUCGCUGGUAGGGGUGAUAUUGAUGGUAUCCACCGUGACGCAUCUGCGGGAGUUGUGGUCUUGGGAACCGGGGAAUGGGCAGGGAAUGGAAGAGGAAAAUGGGGAAAAGCGUUGACAGUGGUAGGGAUCGAGUUGGGGCUAGCCAUUGAGCAGCAAGCACCUUUUUU